AUUAUGUGGGCGUGGGCUCUUUUGCCAAUUACCCUGACAGUAUGGGCAACAGCUGGGAUAUGGAUAGUGUAUGCAAUGUCAGUGAAUAAUGGUUCAGUCAACAUCACAGAGGGCUUUCCCUACAUCAGCACAUGUGGCUCAUACCCUCCCCAGAGCUGUAUAUUUGCACAGGUUCUUAACAUAGGGGCUAUGAUGGCAUCCUGGAUCACUGUCAUACGAUUUCAGCAAAUCAGGGACUAUCGUUGCCACUCUCAUCUAAAUUCUGCCACUCUUGCAAUGGGAUUGUUAAGUGCUUUAGGAACGUCUCUUGUUGCCAAUUUCCAGCAGUCCAAUCAAAUUGAAACACAUCUGGUUGGAGCAUUCUUGGCGUUUUUCGUCGGUAACAUUUAUUUCUGGCUGCAAACAGCAUUAACCUACAAGGUAAAGCCAAGGCAUGGUGGACGGUGGAUUGGCCCAGUUCGAUUCAUCCUCUGUAUUGCUACCACCUCACUUAAUAUAAUGAUGAUCGCGUUUGCUGCAGUCAAAAUGCCAUCAAUAGCUGCUAUAUGUGAAUGGAUGGUGGCCGUCAUGUUAUUUGCAUUGUUUGGACUGUUCUCUGUUGACUUCUGGCACAUUGAUGGACACUUCUUCCAUGUAAAGAAAAGGAUAGCCAUUCCUAAUGAAAUACAAGUUUCCACUCUCACGCUGACUACGUAA
Messenger RNA from Nanorana parkeri, 696 nucleotides. It is a transcript of the gene TMEM150B, whose product is annotated as transmembrane protein 150B. The coding region runs from base 4 to 696 and encodes 230 amino acids. The record is from RefSeq and is a predicted model, not a curated record. The transcript is spliced from 6 exons. NCBI's taxonomy places the organism in Eukaryota, Metazoa, Chordata, Amphibia, Anura, Dicroglossidae.